Gamsiella multidivaricata is the source of this 483-nucleotide messenger RNA. RefSeq lists its product as uncharacterized. NCBI's taxonomy places the organism in Eukaryota, Fungi, Mortierellomycota, Mortierellomycetes, Mortierellales, Mortierellaceae. The record is from RefSeq and is a predicted model, not a curated record. The transcript has a single exon. Bases 1 to 483 code for a protein of 160 amino acids.
AUGGAUCAGUUCCGAUUGUGCUUCUUGCGAGAGUGCGGUUGCCACAUACACCUUGCGAAGCAUGAGGAAUACAACAUGGAGCGGCCUAUGGAAUUCUUCUACGAAUACGGACCCUACGUCGCAAAUGUACUGAAGAUAAUUAAGUACGUUUUUAUGGCAGCCCCGGUCGCCGAUCACGUUGAGCAUAUUCAGAAGAUCCUCGAGAAAAAGGGACAGGGAAUGGCAACAUUGGUGGACAACGCAAUCACAGCGAUAGAACAGUCAGCGGGCGCCUCGCAUGGUGGGGUUGAUACCAACACCGGCAUCGCCAGUCUUGGGAAGCUGGAGCCCUUGCAAGGCCACUAUUUAAGGCAGCUGAAGUCAUACUUAGGGGUCCAUGACAAUAGCAGCGCUCUUAAUAACCUCGAGUGGAUCGUCGUAGAGGGACACGUCAAAUGGGAUUGUUCUGACCAUAGGUUCAACUAUUCAGAGUUGCUACAGUAG